Messenger RNA from Diaporthe amygdali, 468 nucleotides. Its product is annotated as catabolic 3-dehydroquinase. NCBI's taxonomy places the organism in Eukaryota, Fungi, Ascomycota, Sordariomycetes, Diaporthales, Diaporthaceae. Gene Ontology annotation, biological process: quinate catabolic process. Bases 1 to 468 code for a protein of 155 amino acids. The transcript is spliced from 2 exons. Gene Ontology annotation, molecular function: 3-dehydroquinate dehydratase activity. The record is from RefSeq and is a predicted model, not a curated record.
AUGGCACGCCGCGUCCUACUCAUCAACGGCCCAAACCUAAACCUGCUCGGCACCCGCGAGCCUCAAAUCUAUGGCUCGACCACCCUCGCCGACGUGAUCUCCACAGCAGAGUCACAAGCCCAGUCCCUUGGCGUCACCCUCGAGAGUUUUCAGUCCAACCAUGAGGGUGCGAUAGUAGACCGCAUCCAGGAGGCAGCGGGCUUCGGCCCCAACGGACACCAAAACAAGGAGGGCAAGGUCUCGGCAAUAAUCAUCAACCCCGGGGCGUACACACACACGAGUGUUGCGGACGCGCUGCUGGGCGUGGAGAUACCCUUUGUGGAGGUCCACGUGUCAAACGUGCACGCCAGGGAGGCGUGGCGGAAGCACAGCUACUUCAGCGACAAGGCUACGGCGGUUAUCGCGGGGCUCGGUGUCUACGGGUACCAGGCUGCGCUGGAGUUCGUGGCGAAGCACCUGAAGCGGUGA